Molecule: messenger RNA, 491 nt
Organism: Drosophila biarmipes
Lineage: Eukaryota; Metazoa; Arthropoda; Insecta; Diptera; Drosophilidae
Exons: 2
Coding region: 126-371 (81 amino acids)
Source: RefSeq, a predicted model, not a curated record
GAUAAAGUGGCGCUCAGUAGGCUACUAAAACAUUCUCACAGUGAACACUGUUCAAAAAGCCGGCACUGAAACCACACAUAAGAAAUUUUAAAGGAAAAUUCUAAUAAAAAUAAGUUGUAGAAAAGAUGGCUUCAGAAGAAGAGGAGGAAUACACAGAGGAGGAGACCAACGAGGCCAUGUUAUUCAUCCGGAAGAACGAGCUGCCCAUGUCAGAGUUGGGUUAUGCGCUCAAGUACGUUCGGAUUCUACACGGCUCCCAAACCGAUCAGGCAGUGCCAGCCCCAUUGCCCCAGAACCAAGUUCCUGAGGUGGAGCCACCGCCUUUGGACUGGAAGGACAAUGAGCUCCAACCCCUAGCCCGGCACCUAUAAAGGUGUUACGUUGCUGAUAGUGUUAUAUUUGAUUUGUGUUAACUGCCUUGGGAGAUUUGUUUACUGAAAUAAAUUAACUCCCAAAAGGCAUUUUAAGCCCUGCGGCCAUAGAAGAGUGCA